This is a messenger RNA of Cylindrotheca closterium, 936 nucleotides long. The record is from the annotation of a GenBank genome assembly. Lineage: Eukaryota; Bacillariophyta; Bacillariophyceae; Bacillariales; Bacillariaceae.
AUGGCAGCAGACACAGACAGAGCCGCGAACGAUUGGGUGAAAGAGGAUAUUUCUUGCUUGACAAUACUGCGAGAGCAUGAUUGCCUUGUGAACGCUCUGCAAUUUCUAUCCCCGGAAGAACUGAACACCUUUGCUCUGACGUCCAAAGGGUGCCACCAUGAACGAUGUCAUAAUUCGCUGGAUCAGACUAGAUCCGGAACCAUUGUUUUGGGACAGGGAGCAUCCGAUACUAUUGAGUUCAUCGAAAAGGUCAAUGAAAACAAGUGGGCGGACAAAUUCCAAGGGAAUCUGACGCAUCUCCGGCUGAAACACCUCCCACAUUUGUCCGCCAAGAUUGAACCCAUCAAUGAAGUCUUUAUCCAAAACAUGUCACCAAUGAAGCAAGUGCAGAGUCUUGAUUGCUCUAUUAUGGAAUCAAGUAGAAUGCUGGAAUAUGCAGAAAAUCUGGAAAAGGGGCUGGCGCAGGGUUUGAUACUUUCACUCUUGUUUCCAAACUUGCAGCAGAUUACCCUGAAUUCCCUUCCUUUGACGGUUCUAGGGAUAUCGUUGAUUGCCGAAGGAAACAAGUCUCUGAGAGUCAUCAGAUGGGAGAAGUCGAUCAUUUGGCCAAUCAGUGAUCAGGCCACAAGCUACAUGAGAGCUUUUCAAAACAUUACAGAGCUCUAUUUGGAUGGUUCUAGGAUGAUUUUCUGUUGGGAUUUGGACGUAGACCGACUGUGGAGGUUUCUCGCGGAAAGCAACAACAGCUUAAAAAAAGUCAGUCUGAAGGGCACACAAGUCUUUCGUGAAGACGGCCAAUUCUCACUCCUUACACAGGAAAGCAUGAUGAUGUUUGUUCGAGCAACACCUACAUUGAGAUGGUUCCGAAGCCACCUCACACAAAAGAAUAUUACCACGCUGAAGAAAGUUCGACCUGAUAUCGAAUUUGUUCAUUAG